UGUAUUGCUUAUUGAACAACAAACGAUACUUUCAUUGUAACCGUUUUGUUUUCCAUUACAGGUGGUAACAUCAUUAUUAACAAUGUAUAUGUAUAUAUCAAUACAUUUUGUCUGGAAACUAGCCCAUUUAAUCCGAGAUCAUUUUAAUGAGAAUUGAUUGUAUUUAGUGUGAAUUUCAUCAAUAACACAGCCCUAUAUGUUUAUAUGGUACCUGUGGGAGGUAUUCGGUAGGCGGCGCCAGCGCUGUAACAGACAGGCUGCUACAAUGUUACAGCGUCUGUAAAUAAUAACACGGAAGUACGCAGUCCCUGUGUCUGGGUGGAGAAACAUGGCUACCGUAGUUUAAGAGCUGAACUCGUUCACAUGCUGUGCUUAGUGUGAUCAACAACGGCGAGUGUUCAACUCAGACGAUUGCUGUUAUAACUUUUACAGUUGAGACGUCUUCACUUCACCAGAGUAUAAACGAAUUCAGCGUGUUUAUGAGACCCGUCUCUGAAAUGAAAGAAGAGAUGGAUAUCUGCGCAUCCUCCGCGUCUCUCCUUGAGGAAGAACUCGCCUCUGCUAUCGAGCCUGCAGUGAAAGCGGCUGUGCUGAGCGUCAUGUCUGCGUUAGCAAAGUUCGUGGACAGUAAAUGUGCAGUUUUCAAUCUCAGACUGGACGAAAGAGACCAAGAAUUUGAAAGCGUGAGAUUGCGAUUGGAAAUAGCGGAGAGCGAGUUGAAAGCAAUGCGAGACGGAGAAUACACGAACACUGGCGAUAAGAACUUCACCCAAUCUCUCACAAACACUGACACACAAUACCACGGGAGCGACAGUAUUAUUGCUCACGGUCUGCCGGCGCGGGAUUUCUCCACUCUUCCAGUUCAGCCAGUCAGGGAUCCGGUGCCUGCAGUCCACACCGCACUGAAAAACUCCCGGGUUUUAAUACAGGAGGAUGGAAGCUAUUCCGAGCAGGACCUGCUGAUGCGAGGUGAUGACUCUGAACAGAGAGACCACACAAGCACAGCGGGGUGGAGAAGAGCACUGAAAGGUCCUGCAGAGAGAAAUGCUCUCCCUCAUGCUGAGGAAGGGUCAAAGGCAGAAUCAGUUCCCAUUCAAGAGGAGCUCUUUGACCAGGAAUGGUGCAGGAGUCCAGAGCAGGCUACAGAGCUGACAUCUAUUGAAGGGGAGGAGGAGAAACCUAAACUAGAUCCUGUCCACAUUAAUGAAGAGAUCCCUGGAAUUGAACCAGUCAUCAUUAAAGAGGAGGUUCUUGAACUUGAAUCUGACCGCAUUGAAGAGGGGGGUUCUAACCACUUUGAAAGACAGCAGCAAAUUCACACAGGAGAGAAACUGCAUCUCUAUACUGUGUGUGGGAAGAGUCUCAGUACAUCAACAGAUCUGAAAAGACACCGUCGCUUUCACACAGGAGAGAAGUUACACCAUCUUAAAACACACCAGCAAAUUCACUAUGGAAAGAAGCUGUAUCACUGUAGUGGAGGUGAAAAGAGUUUCACUCAGUUAGGAACCCUGACAUUGCAUCAGCGAAUGCACACAGGAGGGAAGCUGUAUCGCUGCACUUACUGUGCAAAGGAUUUUAAUACAGCAGAAGAGCUCAAAAUACACCAUAGAUCUCAUACAGGAGGGAAACCAUAUCGCUGCACUGAGUGUGAGAAGGGUUUCAAACAAGUAUCCCACCUUAAAGCCCACCAGCGAAUUCACACGGGAGAGAAACCUUAUAGCUGCACAGAGUGUGAGAAGAGUUUCAAACAAAUAUCCCACCUCAAAUCCCACCAGCGAAUUCACACAGGAGAGAAGCCGUAUAGCUGUGAUUACUGUGGGAAGAGAUUCAAUCGGGCAGGAAAUCUGGUGUCACACCUUCGAGUUCACAGAGGGAAGCAGUCGGCUCACUGUGCCCAAUAAGAGAGAUUUUAUUUUCCACUCGCAGUUGAAAAAGCACAGAGUUUUCACACGUACUUCAUGACUUGUGUCCUUCUAGUAUAUAUUUCUCCUGUUGAACUGUAACUUAAUUGAGACCAUAGGCACCUAACUGAUAGAGCACAGGGUAGGCAAACGAUAUAUUUUGCCCCUCGACUGUUUAUGUUCAGUGUAAACAUACUAUUAUUCUAUGUUUUGUUUUUGUUUUGCCUAUAAACGGUUUAAAAUGUAAAAAAAUGGAAAGUCAUUCAUAAGACGCCAUAAAUCCAACAUUAAAAAUAAAUAAAUCAAUGAAACAGCCCCUACACAAAUAGUGGUUUGACCUGUAGUCCGCUCUGCACUAUUUACUCCAGCUAACGUUAACAGUGGUGUGACUGCAGCAGAAGAUGCUGGGCAGUUUAAAUAGGAAAAUAAAUGAUUAAUUAAAUAUAGGCUAGGUAAUUGUGAGUUUAGUUUGUUUUUCAUUAAAAACUUUUUUUUUAUUAAAAUUAAUUUUCAGCUUUCAUAUUGAAGCUUGUUGUGUACUACUCAUUCAAGCAAACCAAGUAGGAAUUUGCUUAAAACUUUUUUCAAGUCAAAUAAGCGUGUUUGUGUUUAAAUAAUGACAAUAGUUUAUUCUUACUUUAAAGGCACGCGCCUGAAUCGUAAGGUAAUUAAACUGUUUGCUUAUACUCUCCCCACCGUUCUGCGCACUGUCAGCAAUGGUUAAAGAUAUAAAUAAUGUACCCGAUCCGAAGCCUGAGUAUUAUUAAAGUAAAAAAUAAAAAUAUUUUAAAACAAAAUAUUUUAUUUUUUACAUUUGGUUAUUAGUUAAACAUAGAAAAUUGUCAAACUCUGUAUUUACGAUAUCUGAUUGAGUGAAGCAGAGGUUGUAUAUGAUUUUUGAGGCCGAGGUUUCAUAAAAUUAACCCUUUAAAAACUAUGUUUGUUAACUAGCCUCAUGUGAGAUUUAUCAGAUUGAUCUAUCUGGUAAAAUGACAAGGCGUAAGUGAAGUAAUUUCUGAAUUUUCUACAGUCAAAUUAAAAAUUGCUUUUAAAAGUGGUCCAAAAUGGCUGAGAAUGCAUCAGAGAUCAUAUACAAUGGG
Messenger RNA from Acipenser ruthenus (sterlet), 3001 nucleotides. RefSeq names its product zinc finger protein 23-like. Gene Ontology annotation, biological process: regulation of transcription by RNA polymerase II. Lineage: Eukaryota; Metazoa; Chordata; Actinopteri; Acipenseriformes; Acipenseridae. The record is from RefSeq and is a predicted model, not a curated record. Gene Ontology annotation, cellular component: nucleus. The transcript has 2 exons. Gene Ontology annotation, molecular function: DNA-binding transcription activator activity, RNA polymerase II-specific; RNA polymerase II cis-regulatory region sequence-specific DNA binding. The coding region runs from base 480 to 1901 and encodes 473 amino acids.